This is a messenger RNA of Knipowitschia caucasica, 927 nucleotides long. Lineage: Eukaryota; Metazoa; Chordata; Actinopteri; Gobiiformes; Gobiidae. The record is from the annotation of a GenBank genome assembly.
AUGUCUGUGGGAUUCCUCUUCAGGUCUGUGUGUGCGGGAGCGGCCCGGGUGUCCGCAGUGCGUCCGCUGCAGUCCUUCCACACCGGAUGUCCUUUGGGCGCAGCAGAAAAAGCUCUCCUCAUGAAGCUGAGGAAAAGCACUGGAUACACGUUCACAAACUGCAAAAAGGCUCUGGAGAAGUUUGACAAUGACGUCGCACAGGCAGAGACGUGGCUCCAUGAACAGGCCAAGAGAGAGGGCUGGAGCAAAGCCCACAAACUGGAGGGACGACGAGUCAAAGAGGGGCUCAUCGGCGUGUUCGUGGGAGACAGCGACGCCGUCAUGGUCGAGGUGAACUGUGAGACGGACUUUGUGGCUCGUAACGAGGCGUUCCAGGAGCUGGUGAAGGCCGUGGCGUUCGCUACUCUGGCUCAUCACAAGAACAGGACUCAGGGCCAGAGCGGAUACGUGAAGAGUCUUCUGGGAGGAGAGGACUUGAGCAAACUCACUCUGACUGAAGGCGUCACACUGGGGGAUCACCUGGCCUUUGUUAUAGGUCGUCUGGGGGAGAACAUGUCGGUGAAGCGCGCCGUGACCCUGGGCGUCCCCGCGCACUGGCACAUCGGCUCCUACGUGCACGGCUCGGUGGCGGGGCAGACGCAGGUGACCAUGGGCCGAUACGGGGCUCUGGUGGUGCUGCAGGGGGGACCGGACGGGGAGCAGGCGGCGCUGGGACGCACCCUGGGCCAGCACGUGGUCGGGGAGGCUCCGGUGGCUCUGGGGAACAUGGAGGACCUGCCGUGCGGAGAUGCAGAGACCCGCCUCCUGCCUCAGACGCUGCUGUCCGACCCGAGCCGCACCGUGGCCCAGUUCCUCCGCGGGAAACAGGCGCGCGUCCUGGACUUUGUGAGGUUUCAGUGCGGAGAGAAAGCCGAGCUGCAGGAGUAA